Hyaena hyaena (striped hyena) is the source of this 1878-nucleotide messenger RNA. RefSeq names its product complement receptor type 1-like. Lineage: Eukaryota; Metazoa; Chordata; Mammalia; Carnivora; Hyaenidae. The coding region runs from base 1 to 1149 and encodes 382 amino acids. The record is from RefSeq and is a predicted model, not a curated record. The transcript is spliced from 11 exons.
AUGACCUUCAACCUCGUUGGGAAGAGCACCAUCCGCUGCACAAGUGACAGUGAAGGGAAUGGGAUGUGGAGCGGCCCUGCACCUCACUGUGAACCUUCUGUUCCAUUUGUCAAGGUGGAUGUGUCAAAGUUGUAUGCCAUAGCUAAAACAGAUGACUCCAGCGGUACAGCCAGUCACUGGAUGUAUCGACUCAUUGGCUCCCCUUCUGCUACUUGUCAUCUCUCAGGCAAUACUGUCACUUGGGAUAAGGAAACACCUAUUUGUGAGAAAAUCUUUUGUCCAAGCCCUCCAUCUAUCCUUAAUGGGAACCACACCGGAACUUCUCAGGGAGGCGUUCCUUAUGGAAAGGAAAUUACCUACACAUGUGACCCCCACUCAGCCAGAGGGAUAACCUUCAACCUCGUCGGGAAGAGCACCAUCCGCUGCACAAGUGACAGUGAAGGGAAUGGGAUGUGGAGCGGCCCUGCCCCUUACUGUGAACCUUCUGGACCUGCUCCAUGCCCACUUCCACCCAAGAUCCUCCAUGGGCAUUCCACUGGAGGACAAGCCUCUCCACACUUUCCUGGGAUGACAGUCAGCUACACUUGUGACCCAGGCUACUGGUUGGUGGGAAGGAACUUCAUAUUCUGUACACACCUGGGAACCUGGAGCCAAUUCAAGGCUUACUGCAAAGAGGUAAACUGUAGCCUCCCAGAGUUUAUGAAUGGAAUCCGGAAGGACUUGGAAAGGAGGAACAUCUAUCACCAUGGAGAUAAUGUAACUUUUGAGUGUGAAGAUGGGUAUACUCUGGAAGGCAGUCCCCAGAGCCAGUGCCAGGCAGAUAACACAUGGGACCCUCCUCUGGCCAUAUGUACAUCUAGCACGCCUGUUGCUCUCAUAACUGGCAUUUUCCUUUGCACGAUCAUCUUUCUUUUACUCAUCAUUAUUGCCAGUUGGAUAAUUAUAAAGCACAAAAAAGGCAACAAUACAGAUGAAAAAUCUAAAGAGGUUAUCCAUUUACAUCCUCAAGAAGACAGCGGUGUAAAUCCUCAAACUCCGCAAACAAAUCAGGAAAACACCAGUGCCCUUCCUGACAAAGUAUAUAAAGCUGGAGAACACCUCGAAUUAAAAUGUUGGUUGGAAAGGAACCAAUUCAUUUCAAGAGAAUAAGAUGUGAAAUGCGUAAAAUCUUGGAAGUGACCUCACAGAGAUGCAAGCCUGUGCACUUGGAGAUGCGGAAGCGCCCCCAGGAUCUAGUCAAAGCUCCCUCCUUUUAGUCUGGAUUAUGUCACUCCUUCACCCUCUUGCCUUGUGCUGAAAGCACACACCAUCUACUGAGGGGAGAAGACUGCUCUUGGGGUAUAUAAAUAGUCUCACUUACCUAAUGGAAGAAGGUGUUGCCUAGGACUUUAGAUUACAAAUUUGUCACUCUCCUUUCUUAUUUUCAAAUGUCCAUACGAUGGAAUGGGCUCAUUAACAAGAAUUUGAAAAUCCAGAGGGAGACAUGAAAAACAAAUAAGUCGCAUAUAAUUCGACUACUCAGUGAAGGAAGCUGUUAGUAUUUGGAUUCAUUUUCUGAUAACCUUUCUUGAUAUGUUUCUUUAUACACAAGUCUUUCUUAAAUAGUUACUUUUUCUUUCAUACAGCAAAAUCUCCUCCUAUUAGAUCAGAGUAAAAUAUAGCUAUAUCAGUUUUUACUUACCUUAGGAUAAAGAAUAUUUUCUGUUUAUUAAAUAAACAUUAAAUGAUUCUGGGGGAGAGGUUUUCAAGAGAAAUAUCUUAAACAAUGAGCUUUGGAUAUUCCUUAAGUUCUGUUUCAAAAGCACUUUUACUCUAUUCUUUAUAAAAACAUACUAUUUUAAAUAAAAGAAUAAUUUUAUUACAAAAGCAACUGGCUUA